AUGGCACCGGCCAAUUUCCUUCUUGUUUUCACUCUUUUAUGUUCCCUUCAAAUUUUCUCAGGGGGAAUUGCUUUAGAAAAUCAAAAUAAUUCGCCUGAGGCGAUGAUAUUUGAAGCCUGUGACAAAAUAGAGAAUCAAAACGCAUGUUUAUCAAACUUACAUUCCCGGCUCGAAGACAGAGUUGGUCGUCGUACACCAACCUCCGUCUUCCAAGCCGCCCUCGAGAACACGCUCGAUGAAGCCCGAUCAGCCAUUGACACGCUUACAAAAGUCACCAGCUUGUCGAUAAGUUAUCGCGAGCAAAUAGCCAUCGACGACUGCAAGGAGCUCCUUGAUUUCUCGGUUUCUGAAUUGGCUUGGUCAUUAGAUGAAAUGAAGAGGGUUCGAGCCGGUUUCAAGAAUGAACAAUCUGAAGGAAACCUAAAGGCUUGGCUAAGUGCAGCAUUAAGCAACCAAGAUACGUGCCUUGAAGGGUUCGAAGGUACCGACCGGCACUUAGAAAACUUCGUAAGGGGAAGUCUAAAACAAGUAACACAACUCAUUGAUUUCCCGAAGUGGAUGACGGAUGGUGAUAAGGAGCUUCUCGUUUCCAGUCCAAAAGGUAUGCACGCAGAUGCAAUCGUGGCGUUGGAUGGAACCGGGCGUUAUCGUUCAAUAAAUCAAGCUAUUCUCGAGGCUCCAAGUUACAGUAAUAGAAGGUACGUUAUCUAUGUGAAGAAGGGAGUUUACCAGGAGCAUAUCGAUUUGAAGAAGAAGACGACGAAUAUCAUGCUUGUAGGUGAUGGAAUAGGGGCAACUGUCAUUACUGGUAAUCGUAAUUUCAUGCAAGGAUGGACUACGUUUCGGACGGCUACUGUUGCUGUUUCUGGAAAGGGAUUUAUCGCAAGGGAUAUAACAUUUCGUAACACAGCCGGACCUCAAAACCACCAGGCAGUGGCACUGCGUGUAGAUUCUGACCAGUCGGCCUUCUACCGAUGCAGUAUGGAGGGCUACCAAGACACUCUUUAUGCCCACUCUUUACGCCAAUUUUAUCGUGAAUGCAGCGUCUAUGGAACCAUAGACUUCAUUUUUGGCAAUGGUGCUGCUGUCCUUCAAAACUGCAAAAUUUUCACAAGGGAACCAUUGCCGUUGCAAAAGGUGACAAUCACAGCUCAAGGCAGAAAAGAUCCUCAUCAAAGCACUGGAUUUUCAAUCCAAGAUAGCUACGUUUACGCCACCAAGCCAACUUAUUUAGGCAGGCCCUGGAAACAAUAUUCCAGGACAGUUUUCAUGAAGACUUAUAUGAGUGGGCAGGUGCAGCCAAGAGGGUGGCUUGAAUGGUAUGGGAAUUUUGCAUUGAGCACUUUGUGGUAUGGUGAAUUCAAAAACUAUGGCCCCGGGGCAUUGACUUCAGGCCGUGUCCGGUGGCCGGGAUAUCAUAUAAUUACCGAUGCUUCUGUGGCCAGUUUCUUCACCGUCAGACGCUUCAUUGAUGGAUUGUCAUGGCUACCAGCCACUGGUAUCAAGUUUUCAUCUGGCUUAACAAAUUAA
This is a messenger RNA of Fraxinus pennsylvanica, 1530 nucleotides long. NCBI's taxonomy places the organism in Eukaryota, Viridiplantae, Streptophyta, Magnoliopsida, Lamiales, Oleaceae. The record is from the annotation of a GenBank genome assembly.